GGAGGAGGAGGAGCAGGAGGAGGAAGCGGGAGGACAGGCGGAGGACAGCAGGAGGAACAUGGACAUCUCUCUGCUCAGAGAACAGUACAGGUGCACCAGAGACCGACAGAAGAGACACACUCAGGUGCUUCUGUUCAGGACAGUCUCGGAGGAACUGUCGGAGGCCGUCAGCAUCAUCCCCGUCACUCAGGGUUUGACGUCGCCAUGGGAACCAAGUGGCAGCACGCCACCAGCUAUAAGCUUUGACUCCGACCCGAUGACCUAUGACCCCUGGCACAUCCACCUGGGCCUCCACCGGCGCUGUUGUCUUGGUGUUACCGCGCAGCUCACAGCUUCGUCCCCGGAAACAACAAACACCAACGGUUCCUCCCGACGUUCUUCGACCUCCUCUGAGGCUGACGACUCAACAUUUGAUUCACCCGGCAGCUCCUUCAACUGCCCCACAGACCACUCCAACACUGACAGGUCCAGAGAAGACCCAGAUACUGGAUCCUUGGAGGAGGUGGGUCCAGUCCAGGUUCCUGUCUGUGGUCCACUCCACCCUACAGAGCAAACCCCCAGCGAUGGAUCCCAAGAGGAUCAUCCUGACGGCUCCUUCACUGAUUCUCAGGAGUGUACAGGCGCCAGCUCUGAUGAAAGCUCCACCCCUGUCGCCUCCGUCACCUGCUCGCCCAGCAGCUCCAUCACCAGUCUACAUGUGGACCUGAAGGAAAACCAGUCUGCAGGUAGAAAAACCAGUUAUGCUGUCCUGCAGGACAGCAGCACCUUGGUGUGGAGGGGCUCCAGGAAGUUCUCGUCCCCGGCCCUCAGGUUCACCAGGCAGCUGACCUUGGGAGGGGUGGGCUCUUCACUGGGGGUCCACCAGAACCAGAACUACCACCCGUUCCCCAACAGGAAGGCCCCACGGAUCUCAGAGGCCGCCCGGAGGCUGGGAAUGUACUCGUCCUUCUGAGUCCACGUUUAUGGGACUGUUGUGACUCUCCAAUAUGAGAUGAUCAAGAAAUUCUGAAAUAAUUAAAGAGAUGAUUAAACGCUUUAUUAUGAACUGAUUGUUAGUUUGUAGUUUCAGUUUUAGAGGAUUCAUUUUUAUUUCCUUCAUUUCAAUUGCUUUAAAAAAUAAAAGCAUGCACGAUCUUCUCAAAGGAAAGCUUUUAUUUUGGAGGCUUGUCACCGUGUUUGAUUAAACAGAUGACGUGUAAUAUUUGAGGUAAUCAGUCUUCAGGUCUGAUCUCAUUGGUUUCAGAUUUAUGUACUGUCUCGUCUGUCUUAUUCUGGUUCUGUGCGGGUGUUGUUUGGGUUCCUUCCUGUUCCUCACCAAACUCGGUGAAAUAAAAAGAGUCUUCAGACCUGCAGCAGAGAAA
This is a messenger RNA of Larimichthys crocea (large yellow croaker), 1361 nucleotides long. RefSeq lists its product as uncharacterized. Bases 59 to 952 code for a protein of 297 amino acids. The record is from RefSeq and is a predicted model, not a curated record. The transcript is spliced from 3 exons. NCBI's taxonomy places the organism in Eukaryota, Metazoa, Chordata, Actinopteri, Sciaenidae.